UAUAUGCUAAAGUCGAGCUUGCCUAAUUAGGUUGCGCCUCUGGCAUGAAAUGGCAUAAGGCUAAAAAUAUGUAUUGACGUUGACGACAUAUAGGCACUGGCGCCACUGAAAUCCUCCUACAUGAAACAAGAAAUGGCGAAUGACUCAAGUUCUCCAGGCGAUAGCAACAGUUUUAUAUUAGUUUCCAACUCUAAUCAAAGUUAUUCCAAUCCAGCAGACCUAGAAUGGAGAGGGAAACUUGGUAUUGACAUAACCAUCUUUGUCGUUGCUGUUAUUGGUAACCUUGCUGUCCUUGUGGUUAUUUACACUACCAGAGAACGACGAAAGACACCAUUCGAGAUCCUAAUUGCUAACCUCAGUGUAGCUGACAUCCUAUCCGUUUUACUAUACUCUACAAUACAGUACUUCAACAUACCACUUUCAAAAUGGUAUUGCAAACUUGUAGCGCCAUUUUUCUCCAGUACCCAAAUGGUGAGCGUGCUUACAAUGACGACUAUUGCAAUAUUUCGAUGUCGAUCCAUUGUUUAUCCUUUCAAAACCAAGCCCUCCAUGAAGUUAACGUAUUGCACUGUGGCAGGACUGUGGCUUGUGGCAAAUAUUUGUCUCCUUCCAGUUUAUAUAGUAAGGGAACAAAAUCAAGGAAGGUGUGAAGAAAUCUGGCCAUCGGAGCUAUUAAACAAGGUCUACACAGUCUCUUUAUUCGUUGUGCAGUACAUGAUACCUUUGACUAUUAUCGCCAUCUCUUACACCAAGAUUAUCUUGUAUUUAAAACGACACAAAGUUUCCCGGUGUGGUUUAAACAGUGACAGAAUAAAGCAGCUCAAAAUGACGCGAAAGAGAGACCUGGAAGUCAUCAAAAUCUCCUUUAUCAUCGUACUUUUGUACAAUAUUUCUACCUUACCAGGCCAAAUAGCUUGGAUAGUCUGGAUUGUUUUCGAACGCUACGAGAUGGCACUAGUAAUUUUCAAAUUCUCUUAUCAAUUGUUGUUGUUUCAUUCAUGUUGUAAUCCCUUCGUUUAUGGCACAAUAUCUCGAGAAUUUCGCUCUCGAUUCGUUCAGGUGUUUUGGAGUAUUUUCUGUUGCAUCUGCAAAAUGAGGAAGACUAAAACUGUCGUGUUACAAACAGAACAAGGGCAUAGGAACAACGCAUGUGUAGACUUGGAAAUCAUUGAUAAAAAAGAGUAACGGUAUAACCUGUCAAAUGGACUGUUCAUUGACAGUGGAAUGCUCUUUUACCUUCAUCACUUCUGUGUCAGGUUUCUUUUGUAAACAUAAGCAAUGACAAUCACGUUUUAUAUAUUCAAAGCUAUAUUUGUUAAAACUAAAAGCAUUUACACUCAAUGACAGAGGAACUGUCGGCAAAUAGGCCAUUUACUAAUAUUACCCUUGAAAACUCUGUUUUUUUCCAGUUUCAAUUGUCUUAUACUAUAUUCUCUUGACGAAGUCAGUACCACAAAUAGCCCAAACUGUGUCGGCUUAAAACAGUUGUUGUGUGAAGCUGUGUGACGUUCAAGAGAGCAUAACUGAAUAUGCUCUCUUGGAAGUAGUGCCAGACGUCAAGCAUACCAGUUUCACCUUUGUUAUUAAUUCUUCUUUUCCUUAUUAUGUUCUUAAUUCAUACAUAUUAACAACACUCUACAGUAUAUAUUCAAUCACUCUGGAGGUGACAGUUGUUACUGCCAAAACAUGUCAUUAAAAAACUUCAAAAGUGUCGUUAUUUCUCUUAAAUGCAUGUCUCUUGGUAGCCUGCGUCACAUCCGGAAUUUACGAAGAAAAUUCCGGAUGUGACGCAGCUAGUCUCUUGGAAGUACAUAUAUAUUUUUUACUACGAAUGAAUUAAUUAAAGUGUUAAUUAAAUUACAUUCAAACACCAUC
Messenger RNA from Actinia tenebrosa (Australian red waratah sea anemone), 1875 nucleotides. RefSeq names its product neuropeptide Y receptor type 6-like. Gene Ontology annotation, cellular component: plasma membrane. Gene Ontology annotation, molecular function: G protein-coupled receptor activity. The record is from RefSeq and is a predicted model, not a curated record. NCBI's taxonomy places the organism in Eukaryota, Metazoa, Cnidaria, Anthozoa, Actiniaria, Actiniidae. Gene Ontology annotation, biological process: G protein-coupled receptor signaling pathway.